AAAACCCUUUCCCCACCACCCCACUUUCCUCUUUCUUCCUGCUGUUCUCUUUCUCUCUCUAUAUCCGUUUCUUACAAUUUCUCUACUUACUUCUCACAGUUUCUCAUAAAAAUUUGAGCUUUACUCUUUAUGAAUCUUCAUUUUCACAGUACAUAGCAAACUAAUUUUUAAGUUUGGGUAACAUGAAGAGGAAACCCUAGUUCUUGGGGGGGAAAACCCUAAUUUUCUUCAACCCACUUCUUGUUUUUUCUCAAAGACUCAAUUUUUUUCUUGUGGGGUUGUUAGAAAUAUGGAAAAUACGGUACCUAGGACUGUAGAAGAAGUAUUCAACGAUUUCAAAGGUCGUAGAGCUGGUUUAAUCAAAGCACUAACUACAGAUGUCGAGAAGUUUUAUCAAUCGUGUGAUCCUGAAAAGGAGAACUUGUGUCUCUAUGGGCUUCCUAAUGAAACAUGGGAAGUAAACCUCCCUGUAGAGGAGGUGCCUCCAGAACUUCCGGAGCCAGCAUUGGGCAUAAACUUCGCACGUGAUGGAAUGCAAGAGAAAGACUGGUUAUCACUUGUUGCUGUUCACAGUGAUUCAUGGCUGCUUUCUGUUGCAUUCUACUUUGGCGCACGGUUUGGGUUCGGCAAGAGUGAAAGGAAGAGGCUUUUCCAAAUGACAAAUGAUCUCCCAACAGUGUUUGAGGUUGUUACUGGAGCUGCUAAGCAGGCACGCGAUGCCGCUCACAACAAUAGCAGCAAAAGCAAAUCAAGUGGAAAGCCUCGACAGCCAGAGCCCCAGCCCAAGGAAGUAAAGGUGUCUCCACCUAAAAUGGAGGAUGAAAGUGGGGAGGAGGAGGAGGAAGAAGAAGAAGAAGAGCAGGGGGCAACUCUCUGUGGAGCUUGUGGUGAUAAUUAUGCCACGGAUGAAUUCUGGAUUUGCUGUGAUAUUUGUGAGAGAUGGUUCCAUGGCAAAUGUGUGAAGAUUACCCCAGCAAAAGCUGAGCAUAUCAAGCAGUACAAGUGUCCUAGUUGCAGUAGCAAGAGAGCUAGAGUUUAAAAUUUGUGGCAAUUUUAGAGCAACAUCAAUUAAGUGGAGGUGUUGGAAGGUCUAGGACUUAUAGCUCAGUUAUCAAAUGUAAUCUAUGUCAAAGUUAAAUGUUUGCUGAUGGAAUUGGGAUGUCCAUUUCAUGAACAUUUGCUUUCUGUUAUCUUACUUUCGGAUUGUGUUUUAGAUGAAAUUUGUGCCUGUUA
Molecule: messenger RNA, 1233 nt
Organism: Solanum stenotomum
Lineage: Eukaryota; Viridiplantae; Streptophyta; Magnoliopsida; Solanales; Solanaceae
Product: PHD finger protein Alfin1-like
Exons: 5
Coding region: 290-1039 (249 amino acids)
Biological process (GO): regulation of DNA-templated transcription
Cellular component (GO): nucleus
Molecular function (GO): transcription cis-regulatory region binding; histone binding; transcription coregulator activity
Source: RefSeq, a predicted model, not a curated record